Messenger RNA from Thlaspi arvense, 387 nucleotides. NCBI's taxonomy places the organism in Eukaryota, Viridiplantae, Streptophyta, Magnoliopsida, Brassicales, Brassicaceae. The record is from the annotation of a GenBank genome assembly.
AUGAAUCUCCAUAAAGAUUGUCUCUAUCACCCGUAUGUUAUCAGAAUCUCUCGUCACCACCACCGUAUCUACUUCGCCUCCUAUCUUCCUUGCGGAGAAUGGUCCUGCGGAGUGUGUCGUCGAAAGGUCGACAACAAUUAUGGUGCCUACUAUUGCAACAAGUGUGAUGGUUAUUUUGUUCAUACAAAAUACGCAUUGGGAAAAGACUUAUGGGAUGGGAAAGAACUAGAUGGAAUACCUGAAGAACCUGAGAUAGUUGUUGAGCUAUUUGAGAGGAUAAGUGAUGGAAUAAUACUCCAUUUUACGCAUGACCAUCAUCUGAAACUCGAGAUCUGUGGAGCUUACGAUGAAGGAAAGUUAUGUCAAGCGUGCAACCUUCCAAUCUAG